ACCUGACCGCCGGCCCCGUCUUUGCAGGACGGCCGUUCUCAGUGAAGGGCCCUGCACUCGCUACUGAGCUGUGGCCAUGGGCCUGCUUGCCUUCCUGAAGACCCAGUUCGUCGUGCACCUCCUCAUCGGCUUCGUCUUCGUGGUGAGUGGGCUGAUCAUCAACUCCAUCCAGCUCUGCACACUAGUCCUCUGGCCCGUGAACAAGCAGCUGUACCGCCGGCUGAACUGCCGCCUUGCAUACUCGCUCUGGAGCCAGCUGGUCAUGCUUCUGGAGUGGUGGUCAUGCACAGAGUGCACCCUGUUCACCGACCAGGCCACAGUGGGCCACUUCGGGAAGGAGCAUGUGGUCAUCAUACUCAACCACAACUUCGAAAUCGACUUCCUCUGUGGGUGGACCAUGUGUGAGCGCUUUGGCGUGCUGGGGAGUUCCAAAGUCCUGGCUAAAAGGGAGCUGCUUUACGUGCCCCUCAUCGGCUGGACGUGGUACUUCCUGGAGAUCGUGUUCUGCAAACGGAAAUGGGAGGAAGACCGGGAUGCCGUCAUCAAAGGGCUGAGGCGCCUGGCUGACUACCCCGAAUACGUGUGGUUUCUCCUGUACUGUGAGGGCACGCGCUUCACGGAGAAGAAACAUCGGGUCAGCAUGGAGGUGGCGGCCUCCAAGGGGCUGCCCGUCCUCAAGUACCACCUGCUGCCUCGGACCAAGGGCUUCACCACCGCGGUCCAGUGCCUCCGUGGGACAGUCGCAGCUGUCUACGACGUCACACUGAACUUCCGAGGAAACAAGAACCCGUCUUUGCUGGGGAUCCUCUACGGGAAGAAGUAUGAGGCGGACAUGUGUGUGAGGAGAUUUCCUCUGGAAGAGAUCCCGCUGGAUGAGAAGGAAGCGGCUCAGUGGCUUCAUAAACUGUACCAGGAGAAGGAUGCGCUGCAGGAGGUGUAUAACCAGAAGGGCGUGUUUCCGGGGGAGCAGUUCAGACCCGCCCGGCGGCCGUGGACACUCCUGAACUUCCUAUUGUGGGCCACACUUCUCCUGUCUCCUCUGUUCAGUUUUGUCUUAGGCGUCUUUGCCAGCGGGUCUCCUCUUCUGAUCCUGACGUUCCUGGGGUUUGUCGGGGCAGCUUCCUUUGGAGUCCGCCGACUGAUAGGAGUGACUGAAAUAGAGAAAGGCUCCAGCUAUGGAAACCAAGAAUUUAAGAAAAAGGAAUAAUUAACGGCUGUGAUUGAACACACAUACACCUGACCGUGGUAUCCAAUUAACUCAAUUAAAAACAGAACAACACACACAGAGCGGGGG
This is a messenger RNA of Lipotes vexillifer (Yangtze River dolphin), 1294 nucleotides long. RefSeq names its product 1-acylglycerol-3-phosphate O-acyltransferase 3 (gene AGPAT3). Gene Ontology annotation, molecular function: 1-acylglycerol-3-phosphate O-acyltransferase activity. The coding region runs from base 77 to 1207 and encodes 376 amino acids. The transcript has 8 exons. Gene Ontology annotation, cellular component: endoplasmic reticulum; endomembrane system. Lineage: Eukaryota; Metazoa; Chordata; Mammalia; Artiodactyla; Lipotidae. The record is from RefSeq and is a predicted model, not a curated record.